GUCUAGGACGUGACGCUCCCUGCGUCUUUAGGGCUUCAGACUUGCUUCUGCGGCCUGCUGGACUCGCUGCUGGUAGAUCCGGACCCUUCCUACAGCUGAGUCAACGUGAGCGCGGAACCUCCGUGAAUCUGCUUAUAGAGAGCGCUCCGCCGUGGGCAGGCGGGGCCUCUGAGCCCCCCAGCAUCAGGAGCCCAGCACCUGAGGCAAAAUUUCCUUUAUGAAGCAGAUUUAAGCAGGCAACUUGCUCAGGCCGGUUCUCCAUUGCCUGUCUCUUUGGACUCAUCACCGCUAUGCGUCAUGCCUCAGGCUCAGAUCCUACCUGGAAAAUGCCAGAUGAAUUUUUGUUGGCAUAUGUGCUACCUGAACAGUCCCCUGCCAGAACCUUUGCUGUGAGAAAUCCAAAAGUUGGCCAAGCUCCUCAAGGCUGGCCAGGCUCCAACCCCCGGCGUAACCUAAGUGCUCCACCUGCUGUGCUACCUGGACUCUCCCCAAGUACAGCACCCUCCACUUUGCGUUUUGGACCAGCACCAACAGGAUUGUAUCCCUCCAUCCCUCUGACUGGGCCAUCACCAGGAUCCCCAGCACCUUUUCUUCCUUCUGAACUGUCAUGUCCCCAACCCAGUGGUCCUUAUCCAGCCUCUGCUGUACGAGGCCCUGGUCCGAUAGGGACAUAUGCUACACCAAAUAUGCCUCUUCCAGAGUUACCUAGGCCAUAUGGUGCACCCACAGAUCCAGCUGCUGCUGCUACUUUAGGUACACGGGGACCCAUAUCUUCUGGACCUUGGGCACCAGGAACUGGGGGGCAGCAUCCUAAUGUGCCAUAUCAAUCCCCAGGGCCACAUCCCACUGUUCCUCCUCCAGUGUCAGGAGUACCGCCUAUUCCAUGGGGCACUGUGCCACCGGGAGCCUGGGGACCACCAGCACCAUAUCCUGCCCCCACAGGAGCAUAUCCCAUGCCAGGACCUCAUCCUACUCCGAAUAAUCCUUACCAAGUGACUUCAGGAUCUUCUGGUACUCCACCAAUACCUGGUGACCCACAUAAAGAGGAUGAAGUCCCAGGGGGCUCCCGUCCUGAUACAUCCAACCCGGAGAGCACCCCGGAGACCACUGGACAAGCGAAGCAACUGAAGGUAGAUGACAAACCCAUCAAGAGGAGACGUUCCAAAAAGAAGAGUAAGCCGGUAACUUGGGGAGACAUCAAAACGUUAACUCAUGAAGCUGAGACCUUGGGGAAACAACAAGGACACAAUACUGCUGACCCCAAAAUGAUGCUGUUAUGUUUAAUGACGAUACUACAUGUUAAUUCUCAGCGUGGGAAUGCAGAAUCCAAAUGACUCUUGUCAGUGGGAAUAAGUGGCACACCUGUAAUAAACAGCAUGAUGUUGGUUUGUCAAAAAAAGAAAAAACAAAAAUAAAAAAACCCAUCACCAUCAGUCA
Molecule: messenger RNA, 1437 nt
Organism: Phodopus roborovskii (desert hamster)
Lineage: Eukaryota; Metazoa; Chordata; Mammalia; Rodentia; Cricetidae
Product: MAPK-interacting and spindle-stabilizing protein-like
Exons: 2
Coding region: 291-1334 (347 amino acids)
Source: RefSeq, a predicted model, not a curated record